GAUUUUCCCCACUCUAUCUCUUCUAUCUUUUCUCCUUCUCUGUCGGAUCACUUCAAUCUCUCUUUUUUUCUUUUUUUCUUUUGUGAACGAUCACUUCAAUCUCUAUUAAAAAUACUUGCAAUAUCCAAAGACUUUAUAAUAUUUGUUUGUUUUUCUAGAUUUCAAACCAAAAGAAAACGUCUCGUGAGCACAUAAUGACGUUGGGAGACAGGUAUUGGGGUUAGUGGAGAGAGUGUUCAAAUGAAACCAGUUUCUUCUACUUGUCUUCUUUACGCCAUUUUUUUCCCUCCUUUUGGGGAAAGUUUGUUGCUUUCAAGGAUUCUUAACAAUCGAUUUCUCAUCACAAGGGUUUUGAUUUGAAAGUUUGAUUCUGGGUUCGAUAAAGCUCCUUCCUUUAAUUGUUUUUGCUCAUGGGUUUGAAUUUUUUUCAUUCCUCUGUUUUCGAGGUCUGAAAGUUCAAAACAAAGUUCCUAUUUGGGGUUUAAUAGCUCAAUUCCCAUCUCUUUUUGUUUCUGAUGUGAAUUCGAUAUCAUCGAGGAGUUUAAUAGCCUUACUGGUAAGGCUUUCCUGGGCAAGAUUGAUUCAAAAUUUCUCACUUUAUAAUUUCUGGGAAAUUUCGAAGCGGUUGAGGAAAUGACCGGAGGGAGUGAGGAGGAUCCCUUCACAAAACCCAUCGGAAGAUGGUCUGUCUUCUUCUAUGGAGUCGGACAUAUGCUUAACGACAUCACUGCUUCUUGUUGGUUCACUUACCUCCUCCUAUUCUUGACACAAAUUGGUCUCUCCCCAAGAGAUGCAGCUAUUGUUAUGCUCUCUGGCCAAGUUGCUGAUGGGUUUGCUACUAUCUUCACUGGUGAAUUGAUAGAUAGAUUUGGGCAUUUCAAAGUUUGGCAUGCUGCAGGAUCAUUACUGGUUGCAAUAUCUUUUUCCUCGGUUUUCGGAGGUUGUCUGCCUUGUUCAAUCCUUCAUAACGACUCUUUGACGCUCGAAACCUUCUCCUACAGCAUGUUUGCAGCUAUAUUUAACAUAGGAUGGGCAGCUACUCAAGUUUCCCACAUGGCUAUGGUUAAUUGCAUUUCAUUAAACUCAACAAGCAGAGUAGCUUUAACAAGCUGCCGUAACGCGUUUACAAUGGUUGCUAAUCUUGGCUUAUAUGCGAUUGCUUUAGUCGUAUUCGGUGUUAUUAAGGCUGGGUCGAAAGAAGAUACGGAAACACAGUAUCGCUGGAUUGCAUAUUCAUCUAUCACAAUUGGAUGCUGCUUUGUGAUCAUAUUUCUUAUGGGGACCAAGGAGCCAAGGCUUAGGCUAGAUCUGAGAGAAACUAGCCGAGCGAGAAUACCAUGGGUCUAUUGGUUCCGGAAACUUCUAUACUAUCAAGUCGCUAUGGUUUACCUCCUCACUCGAUUAGUAUUGAAUGUUUCUCAGGCUUAUCUUGCAUUUUUUGUUAUCGAUGAUUUGCAAAUGGAUCAAUCCGCUAAAGCAUUGGUUCCUGCAAUUAUCUAUAUCUGCAGUUUUGUUGUAUCGGUUCUGCUUCAGGAGAUUCCAUGGAAUGGGAGACGCUUAAAGGCGUAUUAUACAGCUGGUGGUAUUAUUUGGAUAUUCUGCGGUGCAGCAAUUCUUCUAUUGCCUAGAAACAUAAGUUCUUUCAUGUAUGCCAUAUCCGUCUUUAUUGGCAUCGCGAAUGCAUUAAUGAUGGUUACAGCAAUCAGUAUGCAGAGUGUGUUGGUUGGUGCGGAAGUCGGUGGAUGUGCAUUUGUCUGUGGUUCGUUAAGCUUCUUAGACAAGAUGUCUUGUGGGCUUGCUCUCUAUGUUCUUCAGUCACACCAAAGUACUUCACCAAGAACCCAACUAAACAAUAACCAACCAAGUGCUUACCUUUCAGUUACAAGAUACGGUUUGGGUCUUGUUCCAGCAUUGUGCUCGUUUGUUGGUGUCGCUGUAACAUUCUUUAUGGAGCUUGAAGCUGGUGGAUCACUAUCGAAGCCCCUACGUGAGCCGUUACUAGAAUGAAAAAAAUGGUCUUCUGAGGUUUACUUUGUUCGACAUGCUUGAUUUCAGGUCCACUAAUCUCUUACUUAUACAGAAUUUUCUAGAUUCUUCAUUCGACGGUUUUGUACAUAAGGAUAUAUCACAGUGUGACAUCAGUUACUUGUAUCAGAAGAAAAAAAUCAUGUGGGAUCUCGUGUUUGAUUGUUCGGGGAUUUUGACCCUUUGUAAUAUUCACAAAGAUGUUUUAUAUUUGAUUAGACAAUGUAAUACGUACUGAAGAAUCUUUGAUUGGUAAAAGCUGGGUAAACCGUAA
Messenger RNA from Capsella rubella, 2299 nucleotides. RefSeq names its product major facilitator superfamily domain-containing protein 12. NCBI's taxonomy places the organism in Eukaryota, Viridiplantae, Streptophyta, Magnoliopsida, Brassicales, Brassicaceae. Gene Ontology annotation, molecular function: symporter activity. The record is from RefSeq and is a predicted model, not a curated record. Gene Ontology annotation, cellular component: membrane. The coding region runs from base 634 to 2007 and encodes 457 amino acids. The transcript has 12 exons. Gene Ontology annotation, biological process: carbohydrate transport.